Messenger RNA from Nestor notabilis (Kea), 3225 nucleotides. It is a transcript of the gene SUGP2, whose product is annotated as SURP and G patch domain containing 2. The record is from RefSeq and is a predicted model, not a curated record. Gene Ontology annotation, molecular function: RNA binding. Gene Ontology annotation, cellular component: nucleoplasm. Gene Ontology annotation, biological process: RNA processing. The transcript is spliced from 10 exons. NCBI's taxonomy places the organism in Eukaryota, Metazoa, Chordata, Aves, Psittaciformes, Psittacidae.
AUGGCCUCUCGGCGGAUCACACGGGAGACGUUUGAUGCUGUAGUGCAGGACAAAGUUAAAAGGUAUCGCAUGGACCGGGGUGAUGCCAUAGAAGAUACAAUCCAUCAUUUUAAAGCUCGCUCGAGGCCAGUCCCAAGACCAAGAUACGACAACAGUUUUCGUGAUGAUGGAAGAUACGCUCACGACAACGCUCAGCACCAUCCACACGACGACUGGAGUGAAGACCCUGGGGAUGACUAUCCAGGACCUUCCUAUAGGACUGCCAAUCCUCUCGUAAGGAAAGACAACUAUUACCAUGAACAGUUUGGCCGCCCGGCAUCCCGUGACCGGGAAUUUGGCCACCCGGCGUCCUGUGACCGGGAAUUUGGCCACCCGGCUUCACACAAUCGGGAAUACCGGCGUCCAGCUGCACACAAGCGGGAGUUUGGGCGCCCAGCAUCUCGUGACCGGGAGUACAGGCGCCCGGCUUCCCAUGACCGGGAAUAUGGGCACCUGGCUUCCCAUGACCAGGAGUUUGUGGGCUUGGCUUCUCAUGACCAGGACUAUGGCCCUCCUGACUCUUGGGAAUCCUCUGGGCCACAUGAAACUGAUUUUAGUUCUUCGGAUAUUUUAGGUGAUUUUAGAUCACCAGGACUCAUGGAAGAUGAAUAUGGCAACAUGGAAAAUCAGGAGUAUGAUGUAGACUUUGGAAUUCAACCUGAUGGCGAGUUCCGACCCCCGAUUCGCAGGGGCAGCAGUGGCAGGGGAAGAGCUCCGCGAGGAAAGCGCAUUGCAAGGGGUGGUGUUAAAACUAAAGUAUUCAAAGGAGAGAUCAAAGCUCCCCUCAAGAAGUGGAACACUAAAAAGCUGCAGCCAGGCCUCGAUCAGGCGCCACCUGAGCAACCUGAGCAACUGCCAGAAGCUGCUGAGCGACCCGGCCAGAGGCCAGGUCCCGUCCAGCACCCCAACCAAAAGUUGCCUCCACAACCUAAUCAGAGGCCAGCUAUAACAACCCAGAGACCUAUUCUCAGGCUCCCAAAGCCUGCGCAUGUUUUCCGAAAUCUCAAUUUUGACCUUGUGGACAAAUCAGAUAUUUUUUCAACGUUUGGAAUAGAAAUUAUCAAGUGGGCUGGGUUUCAUGCGAUAAAAACUGAUGCAGAGUUUUCCCGGCUCUUCGGAGCUCUCUUUGAGCUGGAGACAGAAACGUGUGCAAAAAUGCUUGCCUCCUUUAAGUGCUCCUUGAAGCCAGAACACAGAGAUUAUUGUUUCUUUACUAUCAAGAGUUUACAACAUGCUGCUCUCAAAACUCCCAAAGUGGACAAUGAGUUUUUAAACAUGCUGUUGGACAAAGGUGCUGUGAAAACAAAGAACUGCUUCUUUGAGAUUAUCAAGCCUUUUGAUAAAUACAUAAUGAGGCUCCAGGACCGCCUCCUGAAAGGUGUCACUCCACUGCUGAUGGCCUGCAAUGCCUAUGAGCUGAGCAUCAAGACGAGUGGGUUUGGGAAUCCCAGAGAAAUGGCAAGUGCUUUUGAGACCACUGUUUCUCUCUGUCGUAAGUCUUUAGCGCUUCUGGGGCAGACCUUCGCCUUAGCAUCUGUUUUCAGGCAAGAGAAAAUACUUGAGGCUGUAGGGCUCCAGGAAAUGGCUCCAGCACCAACGUUGUUCCCAAACUUUGAUGAUUCAACAUUGUUUGGAAGGGAGUACAUUGAAAACUUGAAGGCUUGGUUGGAAAAGAGUGGAUAUCCCAUUCAGAUGAAAAAAACUGAGCAGGAGUCCACAGAACCGCUUAAAAAACCCUCUCCUGACCCAAAAGGUAACAGGGGGUAAACUGUUGUAAGAUACUUGGCAGGAGUCCCACAGCGAGCUGAUCGGAAGGUUGUAGAGACGAUUGAAGAGCUGGUGAGCAGCAUCGUGUCAGGAACCUUGUCUGCCAAAGAGAGGACUGCUCAGAAGAACUGCCCUGAGUAUUGGUUCUUGUCUGAUGAAGAUAGUCUGGAAUACAAGUACUACAGACUCAAGUUAUCAGAGAUGCAAAGGCGGACGUCACCUGGCACGGAAGCGGGUGCGGAGGGCAGAACACUAGAAGGCUCUGCAGCAGAAGCCGUGCGGGCCAUGCUCUACGCCAGGAAGGUGGCAAGUAUUAAGAGAAGGCUGUUCAAAAGAAAAAGGCUUGGGAUCAGCACACACCGCAGGGCUCGAGGAAGGAAGGGCAGGAGAGCAUCCACAGGGACACAGACUGUGCUUUCAGCUGGGACAGUGCUGAAGCACCAGGACAAGCAUCUUCAAGGUUCAGUCCAGUCAAAGCCGCCUGCCUCAGAACCCAGCCUGUGUGAGAAGAGCUCUUCCCUGGAUGCCACCUCACCCUCCCAGUGUGCAGCCGCUUCAGAGGUGUCUCUGCCAGCAGAAGAAAGGGCAGAUUCUGAGGGUUUCUCAGCACCACCUGACCUCCUCCCGCCAUUGCCCUCUCAGUUUCCUGAUGUGGAUGCUAAAACAAUGGAAACUGCUGAGAAACUCGCCAAGUUUGUUGCUCAGGUAGGACCAGAGAUUGAGCAGUUCAGCAUCGACAACAGCACGGACAACCCAGACCUUUGGUUUCUACAGGAUCGAAACAGUUCUGCCUUCAAAUUCUAUCGAAUGAAAGUCUAUGAGUUGUGUCCAUCCAUUAACUUCAGUGCUGUGUCAGAAGCAACUGAUGCUGGGGAGAGUGCUAAGCCUGAAGAGAGAAAUCUGGAUAUUUCGGAAGAGGAAGAGGAUGAAGAAGAAGAAGAGGAAGAAGAUAAUGAGGAGGAAGCUGAGUUUGAGGAGGAGGCGUCCGCUCCUGCUCCGGGAACCCCAUUUCCUCGCAAACGAAUCAGCAGCAAGUCUCUGAAAGUGGGUAUGAUUCCUGCAUCCAAAAGGAUUUGCCUCAUAGAAGAACCAAAAGUGCAUGAACCUGUCAGAAUUGCUUAUGAUAGGCCUCGUGGUUGCCCAGUUACAAAGAAAAAGAAGAAACCAAAAGAUUUGGAGUUUUCACACAAGAAGCUGACAAACAGGAAUGUGGGUUUCCAGAUGCUUCAGAAGAUGGGCUGGCAGGAGGGACAUGGCCUUGGUACACGAGGAAAAGGAAUCCGAGAGCCUGUAAAAGUGGGUGCUACCUCUGCAGGGGAGGGCUUGGGUGUUGCAGGGGAAGAAAAUAAAGAAGAUGCAUUUGAUGUUUUCCGUCAAAGAAUGAUACAAAUGUACAGGCAGAAAAGAGCCAGUAAAUAG